GGGAGAGCGGUCAGCGCAGCCCCUCUACCCCCACAUUGCUGGGGCUGCAGAAAAGGCCUGGCGGGGGUCGCGGGCGCCCGGCCACGCCCCGCGCUGAGUGACGUCACGGCCGCGCCGCUGCGUCCCGCUCGCGCGCUCCCCUCGGCGCCGCGGUGCGUGCGUUCCCGCGUGCGCUGGGCUCUGUGCCAGGAAGCGCUGUGAGCGCUGCGGCGUCUAGGCGGAGAGGCGCGCCCUGAGUCUCCGGCGGACUCCUGGAGGCGGGCCGUGCGCGGAGGCGACGGUGAGGGCGGACCUAUUGCUGUCUGGGGAGCUCGGCGCCGCUCUGGUAUUAAUGGUUCACUGAAGGAAAGUUGUACGUCUCUCUCAGAAUUGCCUCAUCAUGAGAAAUCUAAAGUUGGUUCAGACUCUGGAGUUCAAGGAUAUUCCAGCACCAGGGAAACCUCAGUGCUUCUGUCUCCGAAUUGAACAGAGUACAGUCCUCAUUGGUUCAGAAUGUGGGCUGAUAGAAGUAAAUCCUGUCACAAGAGAAGUGAAAACUGAAAUUUCUUUGGUGGCAGAAGGCUUUCUUCCAGAGGAUGGAAGUGGCUGCAUUGUUGGUGUUCAGGACUUGCUGGAUCAAGAGUCUGUGUGUGUGGCCACAGCCUCUGGAGAUGUCCUUCUCUGCAAUCUCAGCACACACCAGCUGGAAUGUGUUGGGAGUGUGGCCAGUGGCAUCUCUGUCAUGAGCUGGAGUCCUGACCAAGAGCUGGUGCUUCUUGCCACAGGUCAGCAGACUCUGAUCAUGAUGACAAGAGACUUUGAACCAAUCAUGGAGCAGCCAAUUCACCAGGAUGAUUUUGGUGAAAGCAAGUUUGUCACUGUCGGCUGGGGCAAGAAGGAGACACAGUUCCAUGGAUCAGAAGGCAGGCAAGCAGCCUUUCAGAUGCAAACGCACGAGUCUGCUUUACCCUGGGAUGACUGUAGAGCACAAGUCACCUGGCGUGGCGAUGGACAGUUUUUUGCUGUGAGUGUUGUUUGUCCAGAAACAGGGGCUCGCAAGGUCAGAGUAUGGAGCCGGGAGUUCGCUUUGCAUUCGACCAGUGAGCCGGUGCCAGGACUAGGACCAGCCCUGGCCUGGAAACCCUCGGGGAGUUUGAUUGCAUCUACACAAGAGAAACCCAAUGGGCAGGAUGUUGUGUUUUUUGAGAAAAACGGACUUCUUCAUGGUCACUUUAUGCUUCCCUUCUUCAAGGAUGAGGUUAAGGUAAAUGACUUGCUGUGGAAUGCAGAUUCCUCUGUGCUUGCUGUUUGGCUGGAAGACCUUCAGAGGGAAGAAGAUUUUGCUUUGAAAACCUAUGUUCAGCUCUGGACUGUUGGAAACUAUCACUGGUAUCUCAAACAAAACCUGUCCUUCAAUACCAGUGUGAAGAGCAGGAUUGUGUCUCUGAUGUGGGACCCAGUGAUCCCAUACCGGCUGCAUGUCCUCUGUCAAGGCUGGCAUUACCUCUGCUAUGACUGGAACUGGACAACUGACCGGAGCUCAGGAGAUAAUUCAAGUGACUUGGCAAACGUGGCUGUCAUUGAUGGAAAUAAGGUGCUGGUGACAGUCUUCCGGCAGACUGUGAUCCCGCCCCCCAUGUGCACGUACUGCCUGCUGCUUCCACAUCCAGUGAAUCAAGUCACAUUCUUUGCACACUCUAAAAAAAGUAACGACCUUGCUGUUCUAGAUGACAGUAACCAGAUUUCUGUGUAUAAAUGCGGUGAUAGCCCAAGUGUGGACCCCACAGUGACACUGGGAGCUGUGGGUGGAAGUGGAUUUAAAGUUCCUCUUAGAACACCUCAUCUGGAAAAGAGAUACAUAAUUCAGUGUGUGAAUGCUGAAGAUGAAGAAGUAAAUCCACUGAAACUCACCUUUCUCACCUGGAUUGAGGAAGACAGUUUCCUGGCUGUCAGCCACAGUCAGUUAAGCCCCCAGUCUGCUGUUCACCGGCUGACAGUAGCCCCUUCUGAGCUGGGUGAGGAGCAAGAACAGCUCCUCGUCAGCUCAUCUGUGACAGUGGAUGGGAUUAUAACCAGUCUGUGCUGCAGUCCCAAGACCAAGUCCGUAGCAUUGCAGCUGGCUGAUGGCCAGAUACUUAAGUGCCUUUGGGAGUCACCUUCUUUGGCUGUUGAACCAUGGAUGAGCCCUGGUGGAUUUCCUAUUCGAUUUCCUUAUCCAUGCACACAGACUGAAUUGGCGGUGAUCGGAGGAGAGGAAUGUGUCCUUGGUCUAACUGAUAGAUGUCGCUUUUUCGUCAGUGACACUGAGGUUGCAUCAAAUAUCACAUCAUUCACACUGUAUGAUGAAUUUUUAUUGUUGACAACCCAUUCUCAUACCUGCCAGUGUUUUUCCUUGAGAGAUACUUCACUGAAAACGUUACAGGCAGGUCUGUGCAGCAGUCAGGUGGCUAAUGGUGAAGUUCUGCGGAAGGUGGAGAGGGGUUCUCGGAUUGUCACAGUUGUGCCCCAGGACACAAAGCUCAUAUUACAGAUGCCGAGGGGGAAUUUAGAAGUUGUUCAUCAUCGAGCCCUAGUUUUAGCUCAGAUUCGGAAGUGGUUGGACAAGCUGAUGUUUAAGGAAGCGUUCGAAUGCAUGAGAAAGCUAAGAAUUAACCUCAAUCUGAUUCAUGACCACAACCCUAAGGUAUUUCUUGAAAAUGUGGAAACCUUUAUUAGGCAGAUAGAUUCUGUAAAUCACAUUAAUUUAUUUUUCACAGAGUUAAAGGAGGAAGAUGUCACAAGGACCAUGUACCCUCCUCCGCUUACCAGCAGUGCCCAGCUGCCCAUGGAUCCCACUGUGAAAAAACUCGACCUCAUCUGUGAUGCAAUGAGAGCAGCCAUGGAGAGCAUCAACCCUCAUAAGUACUGCCUAUCAAUACUCACGUCUCAUGUGAAGAAAACUACCCCAGAGCUGGAACUUGUGCUGCAGAAGGUACACGAGCUUCAAGAGAAUGGCCCAUCUGUUCCUGAUGCUGUGAGUGCAGAAGAUGCCUUAAAGUAUUUGCUCCUUCUGGUAGAUGUUAAUGAGUUAUAUGAUCAUUCUCUUGGGACCUAUGACUUUGAUUUGGUCAUCAUGGUAGCUGAAAAGUCCCAGAAGGAUCCCAAAGAAUAUCUUCCAUUUCUGAAUAUGCUUAAGAAAAUGGAGACUAAUUACCAGAGGUUCACGAUAGACAAACACUUAAAAAGAUAUGAAAAAGCCAUUGGUCACCUCAGCAAGUGUGGACCUGAAUACUUUCCAGAGUGCUUAAAUUUAAUAAAAGAUAAAAACUUGUAUAAGGAAGCUCUGAAGUUAUAUCUACCAAGCACACAGCAGUACAAGGCUGUCUGCUUUGCAUAUGGGGAGUACCUGACACAAGAGCACCAGCAUGAGAUGGCGGGGCUUUUGUUUGCCCGCUGUGGUGCUUACAAAGAAGCACUCUCGGCCUUUCUGGCUUGUGGCAGCUGGCAGCAAGCCCUCUGCAUGGCAGCCCAGCUUCACCUGCCCAAGAACCAGCUGAUUGAGCUAAGCAGGACUCUGGCAGGAAAGCUAGCUGAACAGAGAAAGUACAGUGAGGCAGCCACAGUUCUGGAGCAGUAUGCCCAGGAUUAUGAAGAAGCUGUUCUCUUGCUGUUAGAAGGAGCUGCCUGGGAAGAAGCUCUGAGAAUGGUAUACAAAUAUAACAGACUGGAUAUUAUGGAAACCAAUAUAAAACCUUCCAUUUUAGAAGCCCAGAAAAAUUACAUAGCAUUUUUGGAUUCUCAAACUACCACAUUCAGUCGCCAUAAAAAACGCUUGCUGGUGGUUCGAGAGCUCAAGGAACAGGCACAGCAGGUGAAUCCUGAUGAUGAUGUGUCCCGUGCUCAAGAGUCCGACCUCUUCUCAGAAACCAGCAGUGUUGUGAGUGGCAGUGAGAUGAGUGGCAAAUACUCCCACAGUAACUCCAGGAUAUCAGCGAGAUCUUCUAAGAAUCGCCGCAAAGCAGAGCGGAAGAAGCACAGCCUCAAAGAAGGGAGUCCACUGGAGGACCUGGCUCUUUUGGAGGCAUUAAAUGAAGUGGUACAAAGCACUGAAAAAUUGAAAGAUGAAGUACACUGCAUUUUGAAGGUGCUCUUUCUCUUUGAGUUUGAUGACCAAGGAAGGGAAUUACAGGAGGCCUUUGAGGGUGCUUUGCAGCUGAUGGAAAGGUCACUUCCAGAAAUUUGGACUCUCACCUACCAGCAGAACCCAGCCAUACCUAUUCUAGGUCCCAAUUCUACUGCAAAUAGUAUCAUGGCAUCUUAUCAACAGCAGAGGACUACAGUUCCUGUUCUUGAUGCUGAGCUCUUCGUACCACCGAAGAUGGACAGAAGAACCCCGUGGAAACUGAGCCUGCUAGAGUGAUUGGUGCAGUAGGAAGGCUCCCGCAAAGCCUGCUCUUUCUUGUUCCUGUUGUCCUUCCAUCCUGGCUCCUGGAAAGCCUGGCAGUUGAGAACUGGGAAGUGUGACAGUUAGCAGUGCCUACAGCUGCUGUGUGCAUCGGACCUAGGCAGACCACCGGCAGCUCUUUUCUUGCUUUGGUGUACAUCUUAGUCACUAACAAAACUUUUAAGUGUUAGCCAAUAUAUCA
Messenger RNA from Octodon degus (degu), 4604 nucleotides. It is a transcript of the gene Elp1, whose product is annotated as elongator complex protein 1. Lineage: Eukaryota; Metazoa; Chordata; Mammalia; Rodentia; Octodontidae. Gene Ontology annotation, biological process: tRNA wobble base 5-methoxycarbonylmethyl-2-thiouridinylation. The coding region runs from base 380 to 4378 and encodes 1332 amino acids. Gene Ontology annotation, cellular component: cytosol; elongator holoenzyme complex. The record is from RefSeq and is a predicted model, not a curated record. The transcript is spliced from 37 exons. Gene Ontology annotation, molecular function: tRNA binding; protein binding.